GUUAACGACCCCCCCUCAACCUCACCUCACCGACAAUGAGCAAGGUUCCCGCUGUUCUCAACGCCACGGACGAGGACAUCUCGCUCCUCCUGGCUGCCAACACGCACAUUGGCACCAAGAACUGCGAGAAGGCCAUGGAGCCUUACGUCUUCAAGAGGCGCCCUGAUGGAAUCCACCUGAUCAACAUCGGCAAGACCUGGGAGAAGAUUGUCUUUGCCGCCCGUAUCCUCGCCGCCAUCGAGAACCCGGCCGACAUCUGUGUCAUCUCGGGCAGGCCCUACGGCCACCGUGCCGUGCUCAAGUACGCCGCCAACGCCGGUGCUACUGCCAUUGCCGGCCGCUUCACCCCCGGUUCGUUCACCAACUACAUCACGCGCUCGUUCAAGGAGCCCCGUGUCAUUGUCGUCACGGACCCCAGGGUGGACCACCAGGCCAUCCGUGAGGCUUCGUACGUCAACAUCCCCGUCAUUGCCUUCUGCGACACCGACGCUCCCCUCAAGCACGUCGACGUCGCCAUCCCGGGCAACAACAAGAGCAAGCACUCGAUCGGCCUCCUCUGGUGGCUCCUCUGCCGUGAGGUCCUCCGUAUCCGCGGCUCGGUCCCCCGCACCUCGGACGGCUGGGGCAUCAUGGUCGACAUGUUCUUCUACCGCGACCCCGAAGAGGUCGAGCGCGAGCAGGCCGAGGCUCUGGCUGCCAAGCAGACUGCCGCCGCCGGCAUCGCUGGUCAGGAGGGCGGCGCCGAGGUCGGCGCCCAGGACAACCUCGACUUUGCCGUCGAGGGCACCGCUGCCGCCGGUGGUCUCAACCCCGCUCUGGCUGCCAACAUCCCCACGGGCGAGAACGUCGACUGGGCCAACCAGGGCCAGAGCGUCCAGGACUGGGCUGCCGACUCGGGCCCAUCCUGGGAGGCUGGUGCCACUGCCGAGGGCGUCACUGGCGCCGCUCAGCAGCCCAGCAGCACCUGGGACUAAACCGCUCGCCCCGCGGAGAGAAAACGAGGGGGAAGGGGGGAAAUCCAACAUCUUGUCAAUGCGUCGUCUGGCCUCUAUCAUUCGGCUCUUUCGAGAGAAUGUUCCGACCCGUGGAACAUGUGCUAGAGUCCCAUAUCCGAGAGCUUGUCAUUCAUAAAAAACAAACCACCACCUUUUCCCAAAACUGCCACAUCCUCUGUACUAUGUGUCCCAAGUCAAUGUCAACGACGUUGCAUCUUCAAUUUAUUAGUAAGAAAGCACCCGACUAU
Molecule: messenger RNA, 1243 nt
Organism: Acaromyces ingoldii
Lineage: Eukaryota; Fungi; Basidiomycota; Exobasidiomycetes; Exobasidiales; Cryptobasidiaceae
Product: ribosomal protein S2
Exons: 1
Coding region: 36-974 (312 amino acids)
Biological process (GO): ribosomal small subunit assembly; cytoplasmic translation
Cellular component (GO): 90S preribosome; cytosolic small ribosomal subunit; ribosome
Molecular function (GO): structural constituent of ribosome
Source: RefSeq, a predicted model, not a curated record